UGGCCGUACUGUUGACUUCGUGGGUUGCUCCAUGAAAUUCUUGAUUUUCUCGUGAAACUUUCGAAAUAUUGUUCUAUAAACUUUUGUAACUCAUUACUAUUUUGAAUAUUAUUUGACUUUGUAUAUUUUGUGUGAAGAUGUCGGACGGUAAUAGUCCCAGUGUGAUAAGUUAUUUGAGACAGUACAGGUUUCAAAGGAAACCAACCGCCGCAGGUUCUAGCGGUGGUGUGGUUGUCACUAACAAUCCUUCGGGUUCCCAAACUAUAAGGAUGCCAGCACCAACUUCAAUAAACCGACCUACUGCGCAAGUUGUCAACCGAAAUGGCCCCAUAGUAUACAAACGAAUCAGACUCCCUGAUUCUGAUUCUGAUGAUGCUGGCACUCCUCCGAAGAGGCCUACAAUACAGGUCCAGAGGCCUACAGUUCAGGGUCAAGCUCCAGCGUCCUCCCAUGCCCAGCCGGCUCCACAGGAGCUUACCACUGCUGUCAGGGAGAGAAGGUUCAAGAACAUGCUGGAAAUGUUCCCGGAUUUGUCACCUUUGUUCGUCAAAACUACACUACACAAGCACGGCUGGAGUGAAGAGCGAGCAAGAGACGAGCUCCUGAAACACGACCCUGAAAGCAACGACAAGACCUCAGCUAGAUCCUUCUUUGGGCCACGUCCUGGCUUCUCUGGCCAGAACAACGGGGCACCAAUGCGGGUGGUCAGUGGGCCUUCAGCGGGGACCGCAAUCAUUAGGAGGCCAUUGAAUGGUACUGGAGGCAGAGCCCGGAAAGGAAGCAGUGGUAGUGAAGAUGAUGAUUAUGGAGUCAAGAAAGGGAAGGAUGAUAGGGUUUAUGACAGUGAGGAUUCAGACAAUGAAAUCAAUGACGAUCUCAUCGGAGACAAGAAGAAAGUAUUUGAAUUCCUCAACACAAGCAACAUGAACGAGCUGUCUCUACUCAGCGGCUGCUCGCAAAAGAAAGCUGAAGCUAUUAUAUCUUUGAGGCCAUUCAAGGGAUGGCUUGACAUGGUAGAGAAAUUCAAUAGCAACAAGAGUCUAAGCACAGAGCUGCUCAAUUCCACCCAGGAGUUGCUCUCAACCAGGAACAACAUCCAGCGGCUGAUGAAGAAGUGUGUGGGUUUGGCUCAGCAGCUGGAGGCCGCCGUGGCUGCUGGUGCCGGGAGGCUGAAGCAGCCAGCCAUUCUUGAUCCUAGCUUAACCCUAGCCCCAUAUCAGCUAGUGGGACUGAACUGGCUGGCAGUUCUCCACAAGCAGGCAGUAUCUGGUAUAUUAGCAGACGAGAUGGGCCUAGGCAAGACAGUGCAGGUGAUAGCAUUCCUGGCUCACCUGAAGGAGACUCAGCAAGCGAGGGGAACACACCUCAUUGUGGUUCCUGCUUCUACACUCGACAAUUGGAGCGGCGAACUAGCGCGAUGGUGUCCGUCGCUACGCGUCAGCAAAUACUACGGCCAUCCGGAGGAACGAAGGCAGCUGCGGAUAGAAUAUGCUAAACACCUAAGCAACUAUGACGUCGUGCUUACUACUUACACAAUGGUUAGCAGUUGUCCAGAAGAACGCAAGAUGUUCCGCAUAACGCCGAUGCACUAUGUGAUAUACGACGAAGCGCACAUGCUCAAAAACAUGUCCACACAACGAUACGAUAAUCUACUUAAAAUUAAGUCUAAGCAUCGGCUGCUACUCACGGGCACUCCGCUACAGAAUAACCUUCUGGAACUAAUGUCGUUGCUGUGUUUCGUGAUGCCUCAUAUGUUCUCCGGGAAGACUGACGAUCUCAAGAGUUUGUUCCAGAAGAACGCUAAAUCAAAAACAACCAAUCAAAAGAAGGCAGACAACAAAGAGGACGAUGAACCGGCCUUCGAAAAGACACAAAUCUUGCAAGCGAAGAGGAUAAUGAAACCGUUUGUACUCAGACGACUAAAGAGAGACGUAUUACAAGAUCUGCCCAAGAAGACCAACCACACUGAGCUGUGUCCGAUGUCUGAAAGGCAACAGCAACUGUAUAAAGAUCUAAUCGCUGGUUUCUCAGCGAACGAUGGAUUGGUUCAUGCGACGACGGAACAAAGUGGUAUGUCGAUGAUGAUGGAUAUGAGAAAGCUGGCCAACCAUCCUGUUCUGCUUAGAUAUUACUACCAAGAGAAACAGGUGCGCAAAAUAGCGGCCCUGCUUGCCCGGGACCCGACGUACAAGGAGAAGAACGAACAGUAUGCGUACGAAGACCUCAUGUGCCUUUCCGAUUUCCAGAUACACCAGCUCACGCUUAACCAUAAUUGCAUCAGGUCGUUCGGUCUGCCGGAGCCGCUGAUCCUGGAGUCGGGCAAGCUGCGCAAGCUGGACGCGAUGCUGCCGUCGCUGAAGGCGCGCGGACACCGCGUGCUGCUGUUCAGUCAGUUCGUCAUGAUGCUGGACGUGCUGGAGCCCUAUCUGCGCGCGCGCGGACACCGCUAUCUGCGUCUGGACGGCAGCACGGCUGUUAACGACAGACAAGAUUUAAUAGACCAGUACAACUCAGAAGACAUCUUCGUAUUCCUGCUGUCGACCCGGGCCGGGGGGCUGGGCAUCAACCUCACCGCAGCGGACACUGUCAUCAUCCACGACAUAGACUUCAACCCAUACAAUGAUAAGCAAGCGGAAGAUAGAUGUCACCGCAUGGGGCAGACGCGGCCGGUGAGCAUCCACCGGCUGCUGAGCGCGGGCACCAUCGAGGAGGGGAUCUACCAGGUCGCGCAGGAGAAGCUCAGUCUCGAGCGCCACGUCACCGGCCAGGACGAGAACGAAUCCACGGAACAGAAGAACGUAGUGCGAUUGCUGUCAGCUGCCUUAGGCCUCACAUCACCAAACAAAUGAUUCACAGCCCCCACUGAGACCAUCACCAUUCAAUAGUGAUGGCGUCUACACACGACACGUGACACUGUACGCGAAUUUGUGUGUGAUGUGAAUAUAGUGCUAUGUGCGUUCAUAUGAAAUGUGCUUAACAAACUAUACAAUUUGUGUUGUGAUUAUGUGGUUGAAGGGAGGGGCAUAACCGGACAUUAACUACCCGAAACCGAACAGCCUGUAGAAGAUUGAAGGAGGCCUAAAUCAAAUUGGUUCAAGAUGGCUUGAGAUGAUAUUGGUUAUGUGAAUGACUCAUGCAAAAUGUGCUGUGUUUCUUUGAAUAUCUUGACGUGUAUGAAACUGUUCAGAGAAAUCAUUGCCGUAACUACUCCAUGUACAGAGCUGAAAUUUGGUAAAUAGAUUCCUUGGGAUAUGUAUAGGAGCAUCAAGAGAGGAUUUCCUGAAACUCCCACGGGAACGGGAAGAAAACGGGUGAACAAUAUCGCGAACAAAAACAUUUCGUCACAUACUUUCUCCCGUCAAAUAAACAUACCAGUUUUGUAAAAAAAAACUUCCUAAUUCUGCGUAAUGUUAGAUGUUAUUGGCUGAUGAAGAAAAUUGAUGUGUCUAAUUUGAUGUAAAAAAUCAUUAAGUUAUAAUGAUGUUCAGACUCAAAUAACAUGUUGAUGAUAGAACGAAAUAAUACUAACAAGAAUAUAGGAUAUUCUAUAUUUUAUUUUUAUUAGAACAAUACAACAAAACUGAAAACAUAGAAAGCAGAAUUUUCCCAAUAUAUGAUAAUAUACAAACAAGAAAAAGUAUGUGAAAAUUAAUUCUCAUGUAAAAAAUUGUCCCAAUACAGUUAAGUAGUUAAUAAUGUGAAAGAACAAUGUAUUUCAUGUAAAUACUAGUGUGAAUUGAAAUCGAAAGGUUUGUGUGUUGACCAUGCACUGUGAUUGGUAGAUAAUGUGAGAAUACUUAUGGAUUUAUAUUCAUAAAUAGAGUUUAGAUGUUGGAUAUGUAAAUUGUAAAUUAAAUGCCCAUUACUUGUCUGUUUACACUCCUAAUCUGAGAUUACUUUGAUGCGUCUGUGUUACGACUUUAAGAAAAAAAAAACGGACUAUUUAAUACUUUAGACACAUGCCUAUAGACAUCCAUAUGUGUGUUCUACAUGUUUCAUUAUAUAAAAUACCUGAAGCAGUAUUCAGCAAAUUGAUUUAGCGGGAUUAAUUUAUUUACAACAAAUGAAUAACUACCUAAUUUAUCUAUUAAUAAAAAUACAUCAAACAGCACUUAAAGUCGCUAUUAGAUCGAUGUUUGCAUUCGGUUUUAGAUGACUGUAUGAUGCACUACUCUGCACCAUUGUUAACUUGUAAAGUUAAUAGUUAAACUUUGAUCUUUUAUUUUAUUUUUUUUAAUUUCUUUAAUAUCAAUGUGCAAUAUGCAUCCACAGGGAUUACUAUACAAUACUUCUAUUUCAUAUAUUAGAGUCUGGCCCCAUUGUUACGUAACGCUACGUUGUUUAGACGUCCGUCGACGGACAACGUAGAAAUUUAGUUUCAAUGUACGCCGAUGCACGUCAAUGUUAUAACCUAUGAAAAAAACUGAGCGCAACGAGCUACGUCGACGCAACAGUCGGGCUCUUGGUUGUGUAGUAAACCAGCGGCUCGCUCGGGUAAAAACAUAAUAAAUUAUACCCCUAAACCUUCCUCAGGAAUCGUACUAUCUAUUGGUGAAAAUCGCAUUAAAAUCCGUGCAGUGCGUUUUUGAGUUUAUCGCGAACAGACUAACGCUGUAGAGGACUUUGUUAUAUGUAAGGAUGUAAAAAUUUAACUUCAAUAUUGCAGAUUGGUUGAAUAAAUCAUUGUAUUUACAUUCUGCUAUGUUUACAUUAUACUACAUAUCCCUUUGAGCCAGGAGGUAAUAGACAAUUGAACAACAAUAGGAUCACAGUCCGGUCAGGCCGCGCGGGUACUGGGCCAUGGCCAUCUCUAAAUAGGUAUUAAAAUGUGCAUAACUUGUAAAUAACUGAUAUAUUAAUUUGGAUUUCACCCACAAAAACUGUGAAGUCAAGCCAGAAUAAUCCAUUUCAACUUUUGAACCUUAAAACAUGGGUAUAAGGUUCCAAAUAGUACUGUAUUUUUUCCAAUAUAUGCAUUAUUUAUAGAGUUAUGUGUGAAACACCAGUACCCCCCAGGACUAGAUAACUAGCACCAUAAACACCGUUUUUUUUAUAAUUCGUUAGAUUUUCAUAUAAUAAUACAAAUUCUACGCUGUCGUAACUCCGCCGAAGAGGCGGCGCUCGCGCAUUGGCCCAAAGAUAGACUUAUAAAUAUUACGAAAGGACAAUAAAAAAUAUAAUUUAUAUAAAAUUUAUUGAGUUAUGUCUCUCAAUCUCAAUAUUUAAAACUCGAUAAAAUGCUAUUGUUUAUGGUGCCAGCUAUGUAGCCAUCGACUGAUUGAUUCGCUGGCGUGGUUUUUGUGUUUUCAAGUAACCUAUUUGACAUCAUAUUUUGAUUAGUAUGAUUUUAUUUAAAUAUACACCUAGGAAAAAAAAACAUUACACAUUUUCGUAUAAUGGUAAAUUUAUGAUAAUUUACAUUACGUAAGCUUAAUUUUAAUUAGCUUUAUUAUACGAAAGCAGUAAUAGCAAAAACAUUUUUUGCUCCAAAAUACAUGGGUGAUUGUUUCAUUUUAAAUUAUUGUGAAUAGUGUUCUUUUGAUGCUAAAAAUUAAUUGUAAAAGUAUACGUGUAUUGUACUUGAAUAUUACUUAAAAUAGCGUGUAAGAUAAGUAUUUUUUAUUUAUUAUUGAGUAAUUUCGGGGAUGUUAUAUGAAUAUAAUAUAAUGCCUGUAACACUUGUAUGUAAUUCUAUACAUUUUCUGAACCAAACAUGUUACUUAAAAUUUUCGGUUAAAAUGUCUUGAUUGUUAAAAAUAUAUAAAGUUACGAUUACGCUGCUGUGUCAAUACGGUUAUACCGCCAAAGUUUCAAACUUAGUUUAUAUUCAUUGUAUGUUCCGUUUUUUUUAGUUAAUUUAUUUGAUGUAAACUAGUUAAUUUUAUAGAAUAGACACAUUCCGAACA
This is a messenger RNA of Plodia interpunctella (Indianmeal moth), 5906 nucleotides long. It is a transcript of the gene Etl1, whose product is annotated as Etl1. The transcript has 16 exons. Gene Ontology annotation, cellular component: nucleus. Lineage: Eukaryota; Metazoa; Arthropoda; Insecta; Lepidoptera; Pyralidae. The record is from RefSeq and is a predicted model, not a curated record. Gene Ontology annotation, molecular function: ATP binding; ATP-dependent chromatin remodeler activity; DNA binding. Bases 138 to 2849 code for a protein of 903 amino acids.